This is a messenger RNA of Penicillium robsamsonii, 1359 nucleotides long. Its product is annotated as MIP/aquaporin family protein. The coding region runs from base 1 to 1359 and encodes 452 amino acids. The record is from RefSeq and is a predicted model, not a curated record. Gene Ontology annotation, cellular component: plasma membrane. Lineage: Eukaryota; Fungi; Ascomycota; Eurotiomycetes; Eurotiales; Aspergillaceae. Gene Ontology annotation, molecular function: water channel activity; glycerol channel activity. Gene Ontology annotation, biological process: glycerol transmembrane transport; water transport. The transcript is spliced from 4 exons.
AUGGGAUCCUCGAUGGAACCUGACCGGGAUGCCGGAGUCAAAGACGCCGUGGAAUAUCCCGAACAAUUGCAACAAGAAGGCACCCAAGAAGAAGGAAGCAAAAAUGACGGCCUGGGAAACAUCCCGUCAUACAGCUUGGCAGGCUCUGGCGCGCAGAAUCCAAACAACAACCGUGGAUAUACAGAUAAAGAGUACGAGCAGUACAAUUCUCAGUGUAACCAACAACAUGAUAUUCCCACUUGGAGUUUGGCUCAGCCACUCCCUCAUAUUGUCCGGCCUGGCAUGCGUCAUGGCGCCUUGCCAGAGGAUCGACAGGAGGAUCAAGGCAAUGAAGGCAAUACGACACAGAACGGCGACGAUUUAACGCACAGGCGCGAAGUUCAGAAACAACAGUCGGUGGAAAAUCGAACGAAGACGGUCAACGAUCCCAAAGACGAUGGUUUUUUCAAUAGCUGGUCGAAAAUCCGUCACCAUCUUCGUGAGCCGCUGGCUGAAUGGCUUGGAACAACUAUGGCAAUGACAAUCGGUCUUUGCGCCACUUUAUCGAACUUCACUUCCUCUGGACAAGCAGGAUCAUACCCUGCUCAAAGUGCUGCCUGGGGCUUUGGAUUCAUGACCGCUAUCUACACCACCGGAGGUAUGUCUGGUGGUCAUUUAAACCCAGCCAUCUCAAUCUCGCUGUCUGUAUUUCGUGGAUUUCCCGCGCGUCGAUGUGUGAUCUACAUUGCCGCGCAACUCCUCGGUGCCAUCACCGCAGGGGGUAUAUCAUACGCGAUCUACCAUGACGCCAUUGUUGAAGUGGCCAAAGUGGCCAAAGUGCCUCAGAAUGCAAGCGUCGCCAGUCAGGCUCUUCUCACCUUGCCGAAACCAUUUGUCCAUCCUGCGACUGCGUUCUUCACUGAGUUUUUGGGCAGCGCAAUCUUGGUAGCUUCUAUUCUCGCUCUGGGAGACGAUACAAAUGCGCCUCCUGGGGCUGGAAUGCAAGCCUUUAUCGUUGGUAUUAUCAUCACGAUUGUGGUCCUUGGACUUGGGUAUAACACCGGAGGUUGUUUCAACGGCGCACGAGACUUUGGCCCACGACUUGUUGCCCUCAUGGCUGGAUGGGGUGGCCAGGUCUUCCGCGAAUACCAUGCAUGGUGGAUUUGGGGUCCGUGGGUUGCAGAUAUUACCGGUGCAUUGUUUGGCGCUUUGAUCUACGACUUGGCUAUCUUUACUGGUGGCGAGAGUCCAGUCAACUAUCCCCCACGGAGGCGAAAUCGGGCAUACCGUGUUAGAGCUUUGAAUUUCCGGAAGAAACUUCGUCGUGCGAAAAAGAAGGUCCCCGAUCUUGAGCAGUCUGUGAAGGAUACUGAGGGCUGA